AUGCUCCCCGGACCCAGUGGUGGGGAUCCAUUUGGGAUAAUUAUGUUCGGACUUGGGAUACUGCCGGGGGUGAGUGGGGGCGGAGAGCUGCAUCCGGAGAGACCCUACUUCGAUGACGUGUCGCCACGCAACGUGACAACACUCAUCGGCCAAUCAGCAGUACUACGGUGCCGCGCUAAGCACAUAGGAAACAGAACGGUAUCAUGGAUGAGGAAACGGGACUUACACAUCCUGACUUCGCACAUCUUCACUUAUACCGGAGAUGCGAGGUUCAGCGUUCUGCAUCCGGAGCCAUCUGACGACUGGGAUCUGAAGAUCGACUACGUCCAGCUCAGAGACGCCGGUGUCUACGAAUGCCAGAUCAACACAGAGCCCAAAAUCAACAUGGCCGUAAAAAAUGAGUCCCACACCCCCGCGACCCCGGCUCCGCCCCGUUCUUCAGUUGCCGUGGCAAACAUUUGGGGCUCGCAAGAAGUGAUAGUUAUGAAAGGAAGUACUUUAGCUCUAACGUGCUCUGUGAAUAUUCAGUCGUCUCCACCCUCCAGCGCAUCUAUUUCGUGGUAUCAUGGCAAUUCGGUAUUGGAUUUCGACUCGCCAAGAGGUGGGAUUAGCUUGGAGACGGAGAAGACGGAGAGUGGUACCACAAGUAAGCUGCUGGUUACGAAAGCGGAUCUGACGGAUUCCGGCAACUACUCAUGUGUACCGAACAACGCGCAACCAGCUUCCGUUACGGUACACGUAUUACUUGGGGAGGAGAAACCAGCCGCAAUGCAAACCAGCAGCGGGGCGGCUUCGUACUUGUCGUCGCAAUUGAGCUGCGCCAUCUUCGCUUACGUUCUAUCCUCCAUGGCUUGCAGA
This is a messenger RNA of Iphiclides podalirius (scarce swallowtail), 858 nucleotides long. The record is from the annotation of a GenBank genome assembly. NCBI's taxonomy places the organism in Eukaryota, Metazoa, Arthropoda, Insecta, Lepidoptera, Papilionidae.